Messenger RNA from Dictyostelium purpureum, 889 nucleotides. RefSeq lists its product as uncharacterized. NCBI's taxonomy places the organism in Eukaryota, Evosea, Eumycetozoa, Dictyosteliales, Dictyosteliaceae. The coding region runs from base 255 to 701 and encodes 148 amino acids. The transcript is spliced from 3 exons. The record is from RefSeq and is a predicted model, not a curated record.
CUUCUUCAUCCAGAACUCUAAUUUAUCUGUAUAUAAUUAGUUUUAUACAACCAAAUAAAUAAUUUUUUAUUUUAUUUUUAUUUUUUUAAUUUUUUAAUUUUUUUUAAAUAAAAAUAGUUUAUUUUAAAUAAAUUUUAUUUUUUUCAUUUUUAAAAAAAAAAACACAACACAACACACCAAAUAAAUUUAGUUAAUAUUUAUUUAUUUUAUUAUAUAUCUUUACACACAAUAUACACACAUCCAAUAAACUAAAGAUGGCCAACGCAACCAAACGUUUACAAAGAGAAUAUACAGAUUUAGUUAAAGCUCCACCAACAUGGGUCAAUGCUUCACUUGUAGGUGAUAAUUUACAAAAAUGGAAAGCCUCAGUUCAAGGUCCAGAAGGUACACCUUACGAAAAAGGUACUUUUAACAUUGAUAUUGAUUUCCCAAAUGAAUAUCCAUUCAAACCACCAACUAUUAAAUUUAUCACUAAAAUUUAUCAUCCAAACAUUAAUUCAGAGGGUCAAAUUUGCGCUGAAGUUUUUUCAAGUUGGAGUCCACAAUUAAAAGUAACUGAUGUUCUCAAUACCAUCCGUUCAAUUCUCGUUGACCCAAACCCAGAAAAUCCAUUAGACGCAGAAAUUGCUCAAAUUUUCAAAACUGAUAGAAAUGCUUUCAACAAAACUGCCAAGGAAUAUACUAAAAAAUAUGCAAAAUAAAUAAUUAUCUUUUUUUAUUUAAUAUAUAAAAUAUUAAAUAUUGUAUAAAUAAAUAAUAAAUAAUAAAAAAAAAAUAAUAAAAAACAACUACAGUUUAAAGAUUUUUUUUUUUUAUUAUUAACAAAAAAUAAUUAUUAUUUUGUAAAUAUUAAUUUAAGAGCAUCAAAUUUUAUAAAUAAACUUUAUAC